Molecule: messenger RNA, 2628 nt
Organism: Fomitiporia mediterranea MF3/22
Lineage: Eukaryota; Fungi; Basidiomycota; Agaricomycetes; Hymenochaetales; Hymenochaetaceae
Product: GTPase activating protein
Exons: 11
Coding region: 1-2628 (875 amino acids)
Biological process (GO): regulation of GTPase activity
Source: RefSeq, a predicted model, not a curated record
AUGGCGGCCAGCGGCAGCGACGUCCUCAUCUCCGACUCGUGGUAUGAAGACUCGUCAUGGCAGAACGCCGGCACGCGUGAGUUUAUGGCCUCAAUCGAGUUGUGGGUUCCAGCGAAGGCUACGAACGCGUCGACGCGCAAGCCUCAUCUUCCGCGUAAGGCAUCGGAGAAGAGAGACUCCAUUGGUGCGGUCUUGAGUGGCGACGAGCGGAAGAUUAGAGAGAAACCUAGCUGGUUCCGAAGUCAUGUUAAUACCGUAGCUGCGAAUGGGAGCUGGAGACCCGCUCGCUGUAAGCUGCUCGAAGAGCACGAUCGGUGUACCCUCAAUAUCUACGUAGAUGAAACAAUUCUACAAUAUUCUAUAUAUGUGCAUUUAUUGCGUUCUACAGAUAUCAGGCCAGCAGACCGGUCGUUGUUCUUCCGUGACAAUUGCCUGGGGAUACAUGUGAAGCCUGGACAGCGAUGGCUGGACACAAACACGGAAGAAAUUGUAUACGUGAAGUUUCCGACCUCAGAUUCAAUCAACACAUGGAUUGCCCUUCUUCGCUCUUAUGCGGUGGCCGAGAUCUACGGAAGAAACCAUGCGCCAAAGGAUGGCGGACUCUACCGCAUGUGGAGGCAAGUCCAACUGGAAAUAAAUCAAGCCCGUAACCUUGGUUCAUCAAAGCCUCCGACUGAGCUGGCCUCGAGUCCGAUGUCAUCAGAAUUUGACGGUUCCAGUGAUGGCGUCGACAUGGAGGUCUCCUGCGAGGUCUAUAUCACUGAUGAACUGUGUGGUCGGACAACCGUGAAGAAAAGUGUGGGCUCACCGGAAUGGCAUGAACAGUUUACCUUCAGUGAUUUGCCGCCCUUUGGUGACCUUCUUGUUCAUGUAUACCGCGAGAAGAAAGUCUUCAAGCCGCAAUUAUUGGGUACAGUUCAGAUUCCUCUGAAUAAUGUCCGAAAAGGCGAAGUCAUGGAGGGAUGGCAUGCGGUCAUUGCAACGAAUCAGUCCGUUAGUGGCACACAAGUUGGAGAACUUCGUCUCAGAAUGAAUGUCGACGAGGAGAUUGUACUUCCAACGUCCGCGUACUCGUCUGUUCUCGAUUGCAUGUCACAAAGGAAUCUCCUUGAUCUCUUACACGACUUAGAGCAAGAGCUAAAGCUCGACCAUAUUGCCGAGCACGUCCUGGCCAUCGCUGUCGUCCGAAACGUUCUCAUGCGCGACCUCUUUGAAUUAUCAGAGCGAGAAGUAGAUGGCACAUCGAGCACUCAAAAUACUCUAUUUCGCGGAAACUCGGUCCUCACGAAAACCAUUGAACUCGCGAUGAACUGGUAUGGCAAGCCUUUCCUUGAGGCCAGUGUAGGACCAGUCGUUAGGCGACUUGUUUCCGAAAAAGUUGUGAUUGAGGUUGAUCCAGUGAGAAGCGGCAGAGGCCCGAAAGAUCAAGAAAAGAACGUUGACCUCCUGGUCUACUGGUGCAAAGAGGUUUGGAAUCAUAUUUACUCGGUCCGAGACGAGUGCCCACAGGAGCUUCGUCAGCUUUUCCAACAUAUUCGUCAAUUAGUUGAAAAGAGAUUCGAAAGCGGCAACCGUGACCUACGAUGGCAGAGUGUAUCUGCGUUCAUCUUCCUACGAUUUAUCGUUCCAUCUGUUCUCCACCCUCACCUCUUUGGCCUAUGCCACGGCAUGCCUCCCGCACCAGUUCAGCGGUCGCUUACAUUGAUAGCAAAGGUGAUGCAGAGCCUCGCUAAUCUUAAUCCGACUGUCCAAAAAGAAGAAUUCAUGCGAGGGCUGAAGGACUUUAUGCAAGCUAGUCUUCCUGCUAUGAUUGACUACAUUAAGGAAGUCUCAACACCAUCUUCCGAGAGAUUCCAGUCCCGAUUACCUUCUCAUGUGGAUAAGCACGAUCGUAUCUGCGUCAUGAAUGCUCUCCAUGAGCGGAAGCCGGACAUGCCUACUUUACACCGCGAGGCCCUCCUUUUCCUUCCGCAUCUCCUAGACAUACCUCGUCAUCUCGCCGUAUUGACCUCGGCGGUUGUGAGAAACAUGAGGGACACGAAAUACCAGCGAAAUAAGGUUCCAUCUCAAUACAGCAAUUCUCUAUGGCACUUUACAAGAUGCUGUCUGGAAGUCGAGAACGUUGCCCUGAAAUGCGUCAGUCAGCUCCGCCCUCGUAUACACGGAGCCCGGUCGCAAUCUGCACCCCUGAAUCCUCCGUACCACCAAGUCCACUCGCAGGUAGACUCACCUCACGGUGCUCCAGUCGACAGCCCCAGACGUGCCGGAAAGACUCGCCUGAAUACAAACCUACCGCGGCCCGCUACAGCUCCGUCCACUCCCGACACGGAAGCUCCAUUUGCGACUUACAUGGAAUACACCGCGAACCUCCCGUCCUCGCCAGCGAGUCCCGUAGCCGAGAACUUGCUCAGAUAUUCUUCUGGAUCGGAAAGUGUACAGACACAAUCCACCCUUACUCCGCGAGAGGGGGGUACGCCCAAGGACAAGGACAGGCCAGAGGGAAAUGGCAGUCGACUUCGGUCAGGAGGCAAGGUAGAAGACGAGGCCGACACAUUCUGCGUACCCGACACAGCUGACGACACCAAAAAACGCAAACGAUUUCUUCGAGGAUUUCUUACGAAGAGGUGA